AUCCUUCCCCUCCGUGGCUCCGCCUCCGUGUUUGACUCCGGCGGCUCGUGGAGUCGUGGUCUUCCUCGGCUGCCUUCUCCAUCCCGCCGAGCCUGAGCUGCAAAAUACUACCACUGAGAAGAAAUGGCGAGUGUGGCCUCCUCGAGGUGCCCCGGCCUUCUCCUCCGGCCGAGCCUCGCCGGAGCCCGAUGCUGCCCGCGCCCGUCCUCUUCCCUCCGCCUCCGUUCGCGGUGGGGCCGGCGCCACCCGAGGACCCUCGCUUGCGUCGCGCCGCCGGACUCCGCGGAGCCACAGACGGAUGAGCAUACUGUGAAAGCUGAGUCGACUGAAGAAGAGGCUCAGACAACCAGCACAACCCAGGAUGCUGGACUUCCAGCUCUCCCAAACAAGGAUCUCAACAGAAGGGUUGCAUUACUGUCCACUCUUGGGGCAGUGGCUCUCUUUGCAUCGCAGAGGCUCAAUCUUAGUGAGGCAUCUCUUAAAGAUCUUGCAGCCAAUGCUGUGCCAUAUGAAGAGGCUCUUUCAAAUGGCAAGCCCACUGUUGUUGAAUUUUAUGCGGACUGGUGUGAAGUUUGCCGAGAGUUAGCUCCAGAUAUCUACCAAGUUGAGCAACAAUACAAGAACAUUCCAUCGAAUCCUUGUUAUAGGCAUGGCAACCAGGAUCUGAAGGUGCUACACUGCAGGGACCGUGUCAAUUUUGUCAUGUUGAAUGUCGACAAUACAAAGUGGGAACAAGAGCUUGAUGAGUUUGGAGUAGAAGGCAUUCCUCAUUUUGCCUUUCUAGAUAAGGAAGGAAAUGAGGAAGGCAAUGUUGUUGGGAGACUUCCAAAACAGUAUUUUCUUGACAAUGUGGUCGCACUUGCUUCUGGUGAUCCCAACAUUCCUCAUGCACGAGUUGUUGGUCAGUUCUCAAGUGCCGAGUCUAGGAAGGUUCAUCAAGUUGCUGAUCCCAGAAGUCAUGGCUAGUAGUUGUUGGCCGUGUGGUAGCAGGAUAAUGCCAAGACCAUUUGACAAGAGGCGACCCUAAGACUAUGCUAUUAACACAAUCACUGUCUCUUGGUAUCAAGCUUGCGGGAGCUGGAAACACAGUAAAUGCCAGAAGAAAGUGCUACAGCAAUCGUCUAUGCCAGGUCAUGAGGAUGUGAUGUGCCUGUGUUGAUUCUGGGGACCCGUCUUCAGCGUUGAUUUGUCAGUGAUAGGGAAACGGUUGCAUCUUGUACUGAAAAAAAUGCAGAGGUACUGACAUAGUACGUCAGUACAACCCCGAAUGUGCAUGUACCACUACAUUAUCAAUGUUUUCCAGCAGGGUGUAGGGGCUACUGGCCCAUGAAAGCAGCUCACUCCUACUCGUUGUUCGUGUAACACAUGCUUAUUGUGCUGCUUUCAGCCUUGAUAUCUAUCCCGAUCGACCAUAUUCGGUCUCCCAUUAUGACCGCCAAGUCA
Messenger RNA from Setaria italica (foxtail millet), 1443 nucleotides. RefSeq names its product thioredoxin-like protein HCF164, chloroplastic. Gene Ontology annotation, biological process: cytochrome b6f complex assembly. The transcript is spliced from 6 exons. Gene Ontology annotation, cellular component: chloroplast thylakoid membrane. The record is from RefSeq and is a predicted model, not a curated record. Bases 124 to 966 code for a protein of 280 amino acids. Lineage: Eukaryota; Viridiplantae; Streptophyta; Magnoliopsida; Poales; Poaceae.